Mytilus californianus (California mussel) is the source of this 5951-nucleotide messenger RNA. RefSeq lists its product as uncharacterized. Bases 208 to 2262 code for a protein of 684 amino acids. The transcript has 16 exons. The record is from RefSeq and is a predicted model, not a curated record. NCBI's taxonomy places the organism in Eukaryota, Metazoa, Mollusca, Bivalvia, Mytilida, Mytilidae. Gene Ontology annotation, molecular function: calcium ion binding; protein binding.
ACCAAUGUGUUUACAUUGGAGAUAAAAAUCGAUUGUGUAUUCUGUUCAGGUAGGAAUGCUCAGGGGACAUUAAUAUAUGGUAUUUUACCUACAUCAUGCAGGCAUAUCGAUUAGCACCAGUGGUAACGAGAAGUGAUAAUUAAUUAUGAAACGUGAAGAUUGUACCUUAGGGAAAUAAAUUAUUUAUUGCAAUAUAUCUUGUCAGAGAUGGAUGAUCAGCUGAGAACACCAUCUCCUGGGUGGGGAUCUGGAUCUAGGACUCCAUCACCAGCAUCCAGAACUCCUUCUCCUUCUGGUCAUCUGAGGACUCCAUCACCACCAUUCAGAGGACAUAAAACACACAGUGUCAUCAGACCACACUCCUCUAAGCCAAAAAAGCAGAUUAAUUCUACAGAGGAUGAGGUACCAGUCAGACAUAUGCCAAAGUUACGCAGGCCAUGGACAGCACAUGUUAAAUCUUCAGGGUCACAAAAAGUAGCAAGAAAAACUUCAAAAAAAAUCUCUCGCAAGACUCCAACUCGAACAGAAAUUACAUUUGAAACAAAAGAUGUGCCCAUUCCAAGGAAAGAGAAAUCUCCAAGAUCCUCACCAAAAUCAUUUUCUGUUGAACAGUUUUUGCUUCGUACGCCAAUGGCAAAGCAUAAUGAAGAAAGUGAUAGAGCAGAAAAAAAUCAUACCACUUUGGAUGGUGGUGUUAAAACACUUGUGUCAGAAGAAAAUGAAAAUGAUGGUGAGAGUUGGGCAAUUACAAAUGCAUAUGAAAAUGGCACAGAUGGUAAACAGAAAAAGAAACAUCCAACAUAUGAAUCCUGGCUAGCUGGGUCUCCACAUGACUCAGAUGAAUAUGACACAGACUUAGAGGCUGAUGUUCAGAAAGCUAUCCUGGAUUUGGAAAUAGAAGAAAUUAAAAAGCAACGAAAGAAAAUUUCAGUUGACGAAAAGAAAGAGUUGGACCCAACCGGAAAAACUGCAUACAAUGAAGCUUGUGAAAAGACAGGAUUGAUACCAGUUACAUAUAUGAAUAAACAUCUUGGUGAUAAAAAUCUGAGAAUGAGACAUCAUUAUUUGGGUGGAAAUGGAACAAAGCCUAUAGCAAGAGCACUGGAGAUUAACACUAUAACAGAAAAUUUAGAUUUAGCAGACAACUACUUAGAAUCUGAAGGUGCUAAAUAUGUAUCUCGAAUGCUGAAAGACAACAUGUUUAUUGUCACAUUAGAUAUUUCCAAUAAUUUCAUUCAGAGAUCAGGAGUAGCAGCUUUAGGAGACAUGUUAGAAUACAAUACAACACUCAAAACUUUAGCUAUAGCAGGAAACCAGUUAACAGAUGUGGAUGCCUGGCACUUGGUUGAAGCUUUGAAAACGAAUACAUCACUGACAUCUUUAGAUCUUAGUAAUAAUAAUUUUGGAGAAUUGGGUGGAAUUUAUCUUGGAGGGGCACUUGCAUUGAAUGAAGGCUUAUUAGAUUUAGAUCUUAGUUGGAAUUCACUACGCAAUAAAGGUGCUGAAACUAUUGCAAAUGCAUUAAUUAAAAAUGAAACUUUAGAAGUAUUGGAUGUAUCCUGGAAUGGUUUUGGUGAGAGGGGUAUGAAAGAAAUGCAGAAUUCUUUGAAGACCAAUAAGAAACUUAGAGUUCUUGAUCUCAGUAAUAACAGAAUCAACAAGAAAGCUGCCAGUUUGCUCAGUAAUGGUAUCAAACAAAAUACAGGGUUAGAAUCAUUGAUAUUAAAUUUAAAUCCAAUGGGAGACGAGGGAAUGGAGAAUAUCAUAAACAUGGUCAAACUCCAGCCAACACUGACCUACAUAUCUCUAGAGGAAAUGAACUUGUCUCCUGCCAACUACCACAGAAUUUUAGAUCUUCAGAGUGAGAGAGAUAUCAGUAUAUUACACGGUGGAUCUGGGGGAUAUCAGCGAUAUACAUCUCAAACCAGUGUGAUGCGGCUAUUUACAAAGUUCUUAAGAGAACACAGACCUGAAAUAGAGACAGCUUUCCUACAACAGGAUAAAGAUCACAGUGGUAACCUUUCUAGUGAGGAUCUAAAGAUGGCACUGAAAACUGCAGGAUUACGUCUAACAAAUAAACAGCUUGGUAUUUUAUUAGAAGACAUUGAUAUGAACCAUUCAGGAGAAAUCAAAUAUAAAGACAUCCUAAGUGGUACAGCAUUGAUAGGAAAGAGAAAGUCAUCUCAAGUGUAUACACUGGCAGGAUUAGAAAGUAAAAUACAUGUCCUCAGCAAUAGAGGAAAAGAAAUUGGAGUCUCUUGAUUGAUUGUGAAAUUCUUAGUCAUAAAUUAAAUGAAUCUCCUUAGCAACAAGCAGUAGCAGUAUUAAUUGGUUGUUGGGUUUUACUAACAGCUUUGGUUUAUUUAUUUGCUCAUGCUCCAUGUUUGAAUAAAACAUGUGAGAUGAAAGGGGAGUUAUUAGGGGUUCCAGCUUAAUAUUCAUCAAAUUUUACAUGAUUUUUAAAAAAGUAAGGAUAAAACCCAGAACCCCCUAUCUAGAUCUACUGCCAAGGCCCUAUUGGAUGGAUGAAUCCUCUGUCAGAAGUCAAUGUUUAGAAAAUUGCUAAAUACCCAAUGUGCUUACUAUUCUUUGGUCAUACCUUCUGAUGUUAAAGUAUUUAUCCUGUUAGUGUUUGCAUUUACGAAAAGGGCCAGAUAAUUUCACAAAAGAUAUUUAAUCUUUAAACAAAAUUUUACAGUUAAAAUUGUAUAGUGCUUCUCAUACAACAGCACAUCUUAUAGAAGUCAGUUUCAAGCAUUUGCCUAGCACUGUUAAGGCUUUGUCUUGUCACACUAUCUAUUGCUAUAAUGCUUUACCCAAAUGCAGUUGACUUCAAACUGAUAAACAGGUAAAGCAUUUCAGAUCAUUUUAUAAGUAAAAAAGCUGUCCAUAUGACACUAAUGCAGUGAUUUAGAAAGUAUUAUUACCAUCCAAUUUCAGUGAUUAUCUGUCUGUCUGAGGAAAAUUUGUCUUGUGUCCUCAAUUUUUUUUUAGCAUAUUGUGUUACAAUCUCUGUUAUUCCGUCCUUCCAUCCAACCUAUGGUAAUACCUAAAUUCAACAGCUGUCUUGCCUUUUUUGUAAUGCCUGUACAUAGUGAGCUGAUAUUUGGUCUGUAGUUAUAUAAUGGUGAGGUUACAUAUCAAAUUUGGGUUUUCUUCAUUGAUGACCCAUUUUUUCCCAGAAUUACAGCCCUUGGAUUAAAUAUUUGUUAAUGAAAAUUGUACUUGUCAACACUUUAUUUUAAAUUAAGUUAAUUUUCUGCUUUAUGAUUUGUAUGAUGGUGAGGUACACAUCCAAUUAGAGAAGUGUUCAGUAUUACAAAUAUUAUACAGAAUAAUGUGUCUUUUGCUCCAUGAAAAAUGUACUUGUCUGGACUUUUUUCAUUUGGCCUAUUCCUUUAUAUGUAUUGCAAGAAAAAGGUAUGUUUAACCAUUUUGCAGCAGGCAAGGGGAUUUGUGUUGACCAUACACAAUUAACAUUAUUUGUUAAAAAAAUGUAUUCAAAAAUUAUGCAAAUAAAAUGUAUUUGUUGAAAUGUCCAAACAUGGUUUUUAUAGUUUGUAAGUUUUUUUUAUAAGCUGCUAUACACUAGUAUUAUUUUACAUGCCUUUAACAAUCCAGUAUGCUAUUUUUUAAAUUAGAUUUAUUUUUUAUAAAUAGUGCCUAUGUAAAUACAUUAUGUCAAUAUGUAACCAUUGACAACUAUGCAAAUAAUUUGUUACAGUGUAAUCUAGUCUGUGAUACAAAUGUUAGGCCAAAUAUUAUCGAUGAAUUAUUUAAUAACACAUGUGAUAGAUGUCAUUCAGUUUUUGCCUUUUCAGGAAAUAAUUUGUAGAGAGGGUUUGAAGCACGAGGGGGAGGGGGGAGUCUUCCAAUAUGAAGGUAUACUAAGAUGUGCAUUUGGAAUUGGUCAUUUUUUGAUAUCUCAAAUAUAUCAACGGGUUGUUAUUUCACUAAGGUAAACUGUCAAUGGUCAGCUGCACCUCUGUACCAAAAAUCCCAUGUUGAGAACCCCCCCCUCCCGGGUUUGAAGGUACUUCAAAUCAGUUUUAUAUAAAAGAAAAUAAGCAAAUUAGAUUUAUAUCAAUUCUUUCUGCCCUUACAUUUGUUUCAGGAACUGCAUUGUUUGUUUUUCAAUAUAUGAUUUGUCUUCCACUCACCAAGAUGUUACAUAGGGAGUUUAACCCUGACAUAUGUUAAUGUCUGAUCAGAAACAGGUACCUUUACAGUGCAGUUGUUAGUGUUUUUUGUCCACUUAAAUAUGGGAUCAUCAGUCUAUGUUGAAAUUAUUCUUAACAGACCUAGUCUUGGUCUAUUUAGGUCUUACCAUGUGGUUGAAAACUAUUCUGAAUGCUUAUGACCAUAUUAUGACCUCCUGUUGGCUUACUUGAUUAUCAACAUAUUUGAUGGUGUUUAUCAGCUCUCUUAUUGAUAUUUACAUUACAACUUUUCUUCACAUUUGUUGAUUUAAUAGUAAUACAUAGUAAAAUGUGACUUUUAAUGUUUUUAUAAAGAACUGUCAUCUGUAGAAAGGGGUAUAAAGAGGUGUGGGUAUGUGGUUCUAGCCUAAUUUCUUUUGAUUUUUUUGUGAUUUUAAGAAAGAUUUCCAAAAUAAGAGCAAACUCACUCCUAGAUUGACCCUCUCCCUCAUCUGCCACUGUCUAUGAUAUAAAUUAGUAAAUUUUCUAUCUAUUUUUAAUACAUAUUAUAAUCAAGUAAAUGAAAAUAUACAUGCUACUUUCUGAAAGGAGAAGGUCCGGUAAGGGCUAGUUUUGGCCUAAAAUUCGAACAUCUGAUGAAAGAUUUUUGACAUUUUUUAAAUGCUUAAGUGUCUACUUCAGUCGAUUCAAUUAGUUUAUGUAGAAGAUUUGAACUGAUUUGGUCAUUAAAGACACUCAAAUGCAAGCUUUAAUAUGAAAAAUCUAUCAAAUAUGCCAUAAAACAUCACUUUUCAGAUGGUUUUUGUCUAAAUGUAAGUGGCCGCAUUUGUGUUCAGUCUCAACCUUUAUAUAUGUUAUAUAUUAUCAUCAAAUGCAACAUACAUUUAAACAUAAAGACUGAACACAAUUGAGGCCACUUCCAUUUUAGACAAAAACCGUGUUAAAAUUAGCACAAAUGCUAAAAUUGUGAAGAUUUCAGUAAUUUUGCAUGAAUUUAUGAUGCUAGUACCUGAUGCAUGUCCAUUGUAUUGUCAAAAACAGCCCAUAUUUAUGGAACACAAGUAUUUUAUUUUCCAAUAAAUAUAUGAUUACCAUGUUGUUUUAGGUUACAAGAAAUAUCCCUUUUUCAUUUCUUUGUGUAUUCAGGUCAAUCAUUUUAGUGAAUAAUGCAAGUAGGUGUUUUGAAAGUACACACUAAUUAAUAUACUAAAACAAAUGCACUGUGAUUGACUCUAAAACUAGAAACUUAUAUUAUGUAAACAUACACAAACGAAUUCAGAGUUGUGUAGAAAGAUUCCAAUGUUGAUUCUUCUAAACUAAACCAUGUUUCCUCAUCUAGUUGUUUUUUUCUAAAAAAAAAAUCCCUAAAUAUAUUCAAAACCCUGUUCAAUGUAAUUUUAUGGUAAGUUACUAACAGUAUCAUUUCAUUAUACAUAUUAUUUUUUAGAUAAUUCAUAGUAUUAAAAACUCAGGUAUCAUGUAUCAUAGUUUUCUACACAUGGUGUUAAGUGGUAUUUAUUUUCAAUAUGUAGUUUUUAACAGUUUUCAUCAAUUUGUUUGCAUUUAUCUACAAGCUAUUGUCUCAUGCGUAUUUACUUGACCGAUUGUAAUGUAUAACCUUAGAAAACUGAUGUGAAUUUCACUGCUUUUUGUUAAAGAAGUAAUUAAAUGUCCAAGUAUUGUUAUACUCAUCAAUGAAACACACAAAGUUUAUACCCGUCUUUCUUUAAUUGCAAAAAAAGUAUUACAUUAUGAGUUGAGCAUUAAAAAUAAACUGUCUCAGUAAAUUUA